Molecule: messenger RNA, 2612 nt
Organism: Sarcophilus harrisii (Tasmanian devil)
Lineage: Eukaryota; Metazoa; Chordata; Mammalia; Dasyuromorphia; Dasyuridae
Product: keratin, type II cytoskeletal 1-like
Exons: 9
Coding region: 1-1944 (647 amino acids)
Biological process (GO): intermediate filament organization; keratinization
Cellular component (GO): keratin filament
Molecular function (GO): structural constituent of skin epidermis
Source: RefSeq, a predicted model, not a curated record
AUGAGUAGACAAUUUAGUUCCAGAUCUGGCUAUCGAUGUGGUGGUGGUGGUGGUGGCUUCAGCUCAGGCUCCGCUGGAGUCUCCCUCACCCGCAGGGUGACCAGCAGCUCCACUGUCCGCAGGAUUGGAGGAGGUGGAGGUAGAUUUUCAGGUGGAAGCUGUAGAGCUGGUGGUGGUGGUGGUGGUGGUUUUGGCAGCCAGAGUCUGAUUAACUUGGGGGGCUCUAAAAGGAUCUGUCAGAGUGUUGCUGGAGGAGGAGGAGGUUAUGGAAGAGGAGGUUUUGGUGGUGGAGGAUUUGGUGGGGGCAGCUAUGGUGGUGGUGGAUUCGGUGGUGGCAGCUAUGGUGGUGGUGGCUUUGGUGGUGGUGGCUAUGGUGGUGGUGGCUAUGGUGGGCGUGGUUUUGGCGGCAGUGGCGGUGGCUUUGGUGGUGGAGGCUUUGGGGGUUUAGGAGGUGGUGGUUUUGGCGGAGGAGGCUUUGGGCCUGUCUGUCCCCCUGGAGGCAUCCAGGAGGUGACCAUCAACCAGGGUCUUCUGCAACCCCUCAAUGUGGAGAUUGACCCUAAUAUUCAAAAAGUGAAGGAAAAAGAGAGGGAACAGAUCAAGGACCUCAACAACAGAUUUGCCACCUUCAUUGACAAAGUGCGAUUCCUGGAGCAGCAGAACCAGGUAUUGCAGACCAAAUGGGAGCUGCUGCAGCAGGUGGACACUUCGACUCGCAGCCACAACCUGGAGCCCCUCUUUGAAGCCUAUGUAUCUACACUUAGGCAGAAGCUAGAUUCACUGAGGAGUGACCGCUCAAGGAUGGAGUCAGAAUUGAAUAAUAUGCAAAACAUGGUAGAGGACUUCAAGAAAAAAUAUGAAGAUGAAAUCAACAAACGUACAGAUGCAGAGAAUGAAUUUGUGACCAUCAAGAAAGAUGUGGACAAUGCUUAUAUGAGCAAGAUUGACCUUCAGGGUAAGACGGAUCUUUUGCAAGAUGACAUCAACUUUUACAAGGUGCUGUUUGACACAGAACUAUCUCAGAUGCAGACUCACAUCAGCAACACCAAUGUCAUCCUCUCCAUGGACAACAACAGGAGCCUGGACUUGAGUAGCAUCAUUGAUGAGAUCAAAGGUCACUAUGAUGAGAUUGCCCAGAGGAGCAAAGCUGAGGCUGAGACCAUGUACCAGCACAAAUAUGAAGAGCUCCAGGUGACUGCUGGGAAACAUGGAGACCAACUGAGAAACACAAAAACGGAGAUUUCUGAGAUGAACCGAAUGAUUCAGAGACUGAAUUCUGAAAUUGAUUCAGUGAAGAAGCAGAUUUCCCGGCUCCAGCAAGCCAUUGCUGAUGCAGAGCAGCGUGGGGAGAAUGCCCUGAAAGAUGCGCAAGGUAAACUGGAAGACCUGGAGGAUGCUCUGCAGAAGGCCAAGGAGGACAUGACCCGACUGCUGCGUGACUACCAGGAGCUCUAUAAUGUUAAGCUGACCUUGGAUGCUGAGAUAGCCACCUACAGGAUGCUUCUGGAGGGAGAAGAGAGCAGGGUGUCUGGAGAGUGUGUUCCCAACGUGAGUGUGUCUGUGAGCACCAGCCAUGUCUCUGUGUCUGGUGGUGGAGGAGGAAGGUUUGGAAGUGGAGGUGGUAGCUACGGUUCUGGAGGUGGAGGUGGCAGCUACGGUUCCAGCUCUGGAGGAGGCAGAUAUGGCUCCAGUGGUGGAGGUGGCAGCUAUGGCUCUGGAGGAGGCAGAGGUUCCGGUUCCGGAGGAGGCAGAGGUUCUGGCUCUGGAGGAGGAAGGGGCUCCAGUUCUGGAGGAGGCAGCUAUGGAUCCUCAGGAGGUCGGGGCUCCAGCUCUGGAGGAGGAGGCAGCAGCAGCUCUGGUGGUGGCUCUGGGGGUGUCAAGAGUUCCAGUGGCAGUUCUAGCAUGAAAUUCACCUCUACCAGUUAUUCUACAGUCACCAAUUAAAGUCAGAGCUCCCUACCCUGCUAGCUGUCCUUUAGAUCAAUGUCUGUGUUUGUUUUCAGUCAAUUCUUGAAGUCAAAGACCUCUAACUUUACUUGAGGAAAAUAAAAAAUGGUGGACUGUAGCAGUUCAUCUUGUUUUCUUAAAACCUUCUAACUACUUUUUCUGACCUUGAUUACUAAAGGUUUUCUUGAGUCAUCCAACCAGUGGGCACUUCCACCCCUGGCUUUCACUGAGCUUCAUCUGUGUUGGUGCAUAGGAAGGGUUGCUGAUGAUCCUGGCCUUUUAGAGCCAUGUUCUCCCCGCUUUCUCCUUUGGUAGAUAUUCUUUAUUCUGGCCUUCAUCAUCAGGUUUUCCCACUUUCCUAUUUCUUGAAUGGUGAAGCCAUGUCUGAGUAUGAAAGACCACUUCCCUUGAUUCAUCAUGAGGAUGCAGCCUGAAAAAUCCACUCCAUCACUACCCACUCUUAUUUUCAAAAGUUUUAUCCAAGCCAAGCAGAAACAGAACCUUUAUUGAUGGUGUCUCCAUAAUAAAGCAACAAAUUCUGUGAUGGUUUUUCCUUUUUAUUUUUUAUAUAAAGUGUAAGCUGGUUGGUUGACUUUCCUAAAGGAGGUCUCAUAGUCUCCAUUUUCUUGUGUUGUCUGCAAUAAAUUGCAUUUGAAAUUCUGCAA